CUUCGAUUCAAAAAAUGCCAACAUCUUUGCCAGUUUUACAUUCAACAAAUCAAGUAUAAAAAGAUGAUCAUUCAUAUCUCGUUCCUUUUAUCAAAAUAAUAAUUUGUACUAGAUGAAUUCACUUUUGACUUUGAUCUUAUUGCUUUUAUCUUGUCUAUGUCUUACAUUAGCCUGUGAUCCUGCUUGUACUUCAACAGGUGAAAGAAAUGGAAGAUGUUAUUAUAAUUGUUACGAAGGUGUAUGCCAUAUGUCUGCUGCUCAUCAUCAAGAUCAAUUCUUAAGAGGUUUACGUGGAAAAGGUUAUGCUUGUAAUGCUGAAGGGAAUACUGUUGUUGUCUGCAAUAAAAGUGGCAAUUUUGGUGAUUGUUAUGGUCACUACUGGGGUUGUGGCUCUUCCUGUUGA
Molecule: messenger RNA, 403 nt
Organism: Halteromyces radiatus
Lineage: Eukaryota; Fungi; Mucoromycota; Mucoromycetes; Mucorales; Cunninghamellaceae
Exons: 3
Coding region: 113-403 (96 amino acids)
Source: RefSeq, a predicted model, not a curated record